CGUAACUUACACCUUCAUAAUGCCAAAAUAGAUUAUACUUCAUUAAGAAAAUCUUACCUUCUCAUAAGAUGUGGAAGUGAAAUCAAAGAGGAGAUUCGUACGGAAUCUUCUGCAAUGCACGAAACAACAACAAGCGCGGAACAGCAACCUACAAUCUCAAGCGCAGAACAGCAAACAACAACCUACAAGCGCGUAACAACAGUCUUCCACAAGCGCGGAACAGCAAACAACAGUCUUCUACAAGCCAAACUGC
This is a messenger RNA of Dentiscutata erythropus, 253 nucleotides long. The record is from the annotation of a GenBank genome assembly. NCBI's taxonomy places the organism in Eukaryota, Fungi, Glomeromycota, Glomeromycetes, Diversisporales, Gigasporaceae.